AAUUUAAAACUAAUAUUUAAAGAGAUAUUUUAAGGUCAAGUGGAGCUGAAUUCGUUUUUACCGCAGUACUCAAGGUACAAUAGAAAUACUCGGUACCAAAUUUACAGCGCCAUAUAGAUAUCGUAACGAAUAAAUCGAGAUUUCUAACCUAAGUUGCGGCGAUACUUUAUGGCCAUUAGAACAAUCUAACGGCAGACAAACGCCCGAUUCGUUAUUAGACUAAUUCGAAUCCUCGUGUUUAUAACUUGCUCCAAUUGUCGGCGAGUACUUCGAGUGCACAAAUCGGGCGUAAAGAACUCCUCGCCCCAGAAAUGAGAGGCCAGUAUCUGCCCUAAGAACAACAGCGUGAUUAGUCAUUGCUGAUUGCAGUAUGCAGAUAAUUUGUUAACGAUAUUGCGCAGUUGCAGUGCAAUUGUGAAGCAGACCUCGAUUACGCCGACUCAUCUACGAGCAGUGAAGAAUUUUCGAAAGCUCUCCCACCGACCUGGAGGUGACGGAGGUACAUCUUGUGCGGAGGGAUAAGCCAACGCAUAUAUCUACAAAAAGGGGCUUGAACUGCAGAAGUUAUCGGAGAAGGAUAUAAGAUCGGAGGGAUGCCCAAGCGGACCAGGGGGCCUGUCAGGGUUCAGCCGCGACGUCGAACGCGUGGCGGCGUCGCUCGCCGGGAGAGGCGAGACCGCACACAACUGAAAGACGCUCUUAGGGCUGUCCAAACACGAGAGCAGACCUCCCAAGUUCUCGGACCAGUGGAGGAAGUCCCAGAUGUCGUUGAAAGUGUCGAGAGUUCCAAUGAUUUGGAUUUGAAGCAUCUUGUGCAAGCCGAGCAGUGGAAUCCAAGAAUUAGGACAAGAUCCUGCAAAGAAACCGUAACAGAAGAACCAUCUCCAAGUAGGAAGAGAUCAAAGCGUGUUCUGCAUGAAGUUGAAGCUUUGAGUCUUUCCUCAAGGAGGUCAAUCAGUCCUCAGAAGGGUGUAGAAGACCUACAUUCUUCUGGUUCAGGAUGCCCAGUCUCAAAGACAGUGUGCACCGUGCAACUACCCAAAGAGUCUACUGUGGGAAUUUUAUUUCCAAGUAGAAUCGAGCCUGCCUUAUCGACCUCUGAAAAUUACAAUUUCUCGUCUGCUAUCUUAUCGGUCAAUUCGGAAACAGAUGAUCAAGAUUCUGUUUCUUGGAGUCACGAAAGCAACGUCUCGGAGUCGUUCUCCAAUCGAAUCAGUCCUGAAAAAUUAACUCCGACACCUGAAAGGACACAGGUGGAAGUUUCGAAUCCUGAUGAUGAUAAAAAACAGGAAAAUUAUGAAGAUCGGUCACUCGAAGCCACCUACGUUCCCUCUCCGAUUCGAGCUUUGGCUCGAUUUUUCGAUGGCUACAUUAUACGUCGGUGGAGAGGGUUCUUCGGAAAAAAUCCUGAAACAAAUUCGUGACGUGGAUCAAUAAUUAGAUUACCUAGAGGGAUAUUAUAAGUACUUUAAAAAUGACUUGAAUAAGUUUUAAACUUUAGGCAUAUGAAAUUUAUCCCCUAGUUAUGACUAAAGGGAAUCGUAAAGUGUAUUGAGGAGGAGAAACGACAGUUUGCAUGAUUAAAAAAUUGUAGUCUACUUAUGAUAUAGCACGGUAAUCGGAUAGAUUUUAUACAACUCUAUUAGGAUAAAUAUCAGUACAAAAAUAGUGUACACAGUGACGUAGGGUACAAACUGACAUACCUUGGAAUGUAUUGUGUGCUCGAAGAAUCACUACUAAUCAUGUUCAAGUGCAACGAACCUGAAGAUAUUUAAAAAUAUUUUAAAUCACGGAGUAUAUUUACUGUAACUGUAGUUAUUAACUCCGGUUUUAUACAAAAGACGAAGGUAUAUUUGGAAAGCGGCGUUUCCAGCAGAAAUAAAAUAAAGAAGACAAGUCCGUCGUUCUUUGUAUCAGUCCUAUCAGUUUUAUUCUUAAUUAUUGAAAAUGUACGAUAUUUUAUGUUCCAUGUCAUGAAUUGUACAUACAUAUUCUUAAAGUUUAGCAUUUCCGGUAACGAAAUCGUGUCUAGCUAGUACAUAGAAGAAUUAGGACACGAGUGAACUAUCUUCUCAUUUGCUUCCGGAAUUGCAUAUAUAUUUUUUUUAUCGGAGCCGAGCGUUUUAUCGAAUCUCUCCAUUCCACAUAUACCGGUCGCAAUGGACGGACACGUUUUAUUUUUCCUUACGUUCGUCUUUUUGGCAAUUACUGCCACUUCGGAGAGUCUGAGAAGGCAAAAACGAAUUGUUGGAGGGAUUCAAUCGGCUCCGCCACCUGAAGACGACCCAGUUGUAUUUGUUAAUAGAAAUAAUCGGAAUGCUCGCGUUAUCGGAACACGCGACCCUAAAAAGGGAUUCUACGUAUUUCGAGGAAUUAGAUUCGGAGAGCCUCCAGUUGGUCGCAGUAGAUUUCAGAGACCCAGGCCAGUGCGUCUUGAGGGAGAGUACAAUGCAACUUCAUGGGGUCCUCCGUGCCCUCAACCGAGUCCUGAAGACAGUGACCAAGUCAUAGGAGUCGAAGAUUGCCUUUACUUAAAUGUUUUCACACCUGCUUUACCAGAUGCCGGUGAUGGAUAUCCAGUUCUGAUCUGGAUCCACGGAGGGGGUUUUCGAAUAGGAGCUGCUUGUCAGUAUGAAAUGAGGAACCUUAUAAAGAAGAAAAUGGUCGUUGUGUCUAUUCAGUACAGAUUGGGAUCGCUGGGUUUUUUAAGCACUGGCACGAAGGAACUGCCAGGCAACAAUGGGAUGUUUGACAUGGUACUUGCUGUAGACUGGGUGAAAAACUACAUCGGCUACUUUGGUGGGGACCCAAAGAAGAUCGUAGCAAUUGGGCAUGGUAGCGGGGCUGCUUCUGCACUCAUGCUCUCCUUAUCAAAAUUAACAAAGAGUUAUUUCAGUGGACUGAUCGCCAUGUCUGGCUCUGUUCUCUCUCAUUUUGCUGUUGAUAAGGAUCCACUGAGCACCGCCAAGACCAUUGCAAGUUCAAAUGGAUGUCCCAUCGAGGAUGUUCCCGAAAUGGUGCGUUGUUUGCAGGAAUUACCAGUGGAGAAACUUGUAGCAGUUGAAUCGAGGCUUGCACGUCUCAAAUCCGCCGCUCAAGGAUUUAUUUCAGGAAUCUCCAAUCUCUUGGGUCCUGGACCUGUCAUCGAAGGCAGCGAUGACAACAGGUACUUGCCUAAUUUUAUGUCGGAGACUCCAGAGUCUGCCUUAAAACUGGGCAAUUUUCCGAAAAUUCCACUAUUAACCGGAGUCGUUAAAGACGAGACUGGCGGCGCAAUAACUGGAAAAUAUAAGAAAGAGAUCGAAGGCAAACUGCAGACUGUCAAAAAUUUCUUGAAUAAGGAUUUGGUGGAAUCUCUUCAGAGUAAAAUCCCUGUUUUCGGAAACCAGACCCAGCGAUUCGUCCCUGAAGAAUUUGGGAGAUAUUUGGAAACUCUUGGUUUUAACGGAAAUGGCAAAGACGUUCGCAAAGUGGCGGGGAUGAUGGACGACGCACUUUUCAACGCUCCAGCAUUCUUGACUGCGCAGCACUGGUCGAACAAAGCCAAAGCCUUUCUUUACAGUUUCGAUCAUCAGGGUAAGCGACAUUACGGGAAGAAUUUCCUGGCAGGUCUACCUAUUAUUGACGCAAAGAAUCCGGACGAUGAUACCACAGGGCAUGGAGAUGAUUUAGGAUACGUAUUUGAUCGUAAUACUAUUUUUGGGAAAGAAAUCCCUGACGACCCUAAGGACGAAGAGGAUGACAAAGUCACCGAAGCAUUUACUGACAUGGUGGCGAACUUUGCUCGCAGUGGAGAUAUAUCGUCCCCUGCUACAAAAGCUCAAAAUUUAAUCUCUGCCUUCUCUCCAACCGACAAUUCAUUUGUUAGCAUCACAUCGAAGCCUGAAUCACAGAAGAAUUUCAGGUACUGCGAAAUGGCACUAUGGACUGGUCUUACGGAACGAUUGCAGUCCACUUCGUGCAACCUUUAUAAGAUCACUGUCGACACGGUUAAAGAAUUGGCGAAAGGCGCAGAACAAAUUGUCGAUGUUGUAGAAUCACCUGUCACAGGAAUUGGAAACGUCGUCAAUGGCUUCGUACCUGCCAAAUCACUUGCUAAGGAAAAUGCAGGAAACCAGGAAAAGCAAUUAGUCAACGUGCCUGAAUCGAAGCUAAUAAAACCAUUGAUACCCAAAUUAACUGGGCUUGGACUAUUUGGAUGAAGAUGUAGUUUAGUUUUUUUUUACUACAAUACUUGAAGUAUAUCAUUUUUAAAUUGAAGUUAUAAUUAUCUUUGUAACGUGACA
Molecule: messenger RNA, 4286 nt
Organism: Orussus abietinus
Lineage: Eukaryota; Metazoa; Arthropoda; Insecta; Hymenoptera; Orussidae
Product: pyrethroid hydrolase Ces2a
Exons: 9
Coding region: 2160-4202 (680 amino acids)
Source: RefSeq, a predicted model, not a curated record